AGUCCAUUCAAAAACAACACCAUAUAUAUGUUUAUGAUGUCGCAAGAAACUGAUCCGGAACAGAGUCCCGAACCGAAGCAGGAAGAUGAGCCAACUGGCAGUUUCCUUUGCCUGCACACAUCGCCGCCUCUUCACAUCGCCCUGCACGGCAUGUCGGCCAUCACCCACACCCGUUUGUCUAAGGCCGCCUUUGAUCUCUGCCUGGAACUGCUGGAGGCGGGGGUCAAGCCGCAGGCCUUGGCGGACAUAGUCCUGAACAUACUGGAGUUCAAGGAACAAUUGGAUUGAAUCAUUUUCCACCGCCAUACAACUGAAACUUUCCUACAGACACCUGAUUAGUCUUAUCACAUGCGACCUGCUCAACUCAAACCUCAACCCUGGUCGUGAUCACUCAAUGAAAUCCCUUAUUUGAUAAGCAAUAUCAGUUAUAAUUCGCACAUGCUAUUAGCAACCAUCAUAAAUGUUUGAUAAGAGGCCAGAUAAAUAACAAUAUUUUCGAAUACGGUGUUCAAUUUCA
Messenger RNA from Drosophila yakuba, 517 nucleotides. RefSeq lists its product as uncharacterized. The transcript has a single exon. Gene Ontology annotation, biological process: gamma-tubulin complex localization. Gene Ontology annotation, cellular component: gamma-tubulin ring complex. The record is from RefSeq and is a predicted model, not a curated record. NCBI's taxonomy places the organism in Eukaryota, Metazoa, Arthropoda, Insecta, Diptera, Drosophilidae. The coding region runs from base 28 to 288 and encodes 86 amino acids.